AUGCAUCAACCCAAGGGCUGCAACGUCAUCUACGGAGAGACCAUGGGAUUCAAUGGAGCCCGGAAGAGAAUGGUGUUAGCAGAAGUUCAGGGUCUUGAGGGUGAAGUUCUAAGGCGGACGGUACAGCAAGAUGCCGUGAAACGAACACUUUUAAAUCUCAUCAUCAUGCGACGUCUUCCAUUCUCCUGCGUAGAAUGGCCGGAGUUUCACGCUUUCGUUAAAGCACUGAAUCGAGAAUCGCCCUCGUUUAUUCCUAUUCAUCAUUCAACAAUAACAGAAUGGAUUGUUGAACACUUCGCCCAAAGCCAGGAUACUGUGCGAAAAGUACUUCAAUCAGCAAAGACGAACAUCCAUCUUGCUGUUGAUAUUUGGACUUCUCCGAGUCAUUCCCUUCUUCUCGGAAUAUGUGCCAGCUUUGUCGAUAUCCAGGAUAAAUAUCAGAACUCUCUGAUUGCCCUUCGUACAGUACAUAGUCAGAGUGGAGCAGAUCAGUGGGAGGCGCUUCGUCCGGUUCUCAUUGAGUAUGGAAUUGAAACGAAGAUUGGAGCCCUGGUUGGAGAUAAUGCUGGAUCAAAUGACGUCCUUUGUCGUAUGAUAGGCCAAUAUCUUAGCCUCAAACAUAAGAUUGCGUGGACCGCAACGCAUCAAAGAAUUCGCUGUCAAGGACAUGUCAUCAAUCUCAUCGUUCAAGCCUUUCUGUUCAGUUCAAAAAAGGACGAGAAGCUCAUGGAGUUAUACGAUAAGGAAGAUGAGGAACAGGAAGGAGAAGAGGCUGAAGAAGAAGCCUUACAAUCAAUACCACUACCAGCAAAGUCGAAAGACAGGAGGAGGAAGAAAAAUGAGGAAAUAGGCUGGGAGCUAUUGCCUGACGAAAAUGGUAGAAACAUUCGAGAUAUCAUGGGACCAAUGGGAAAACUCCACAACAAUGUUGUGCAUAUCCGCAAGUCCGCUAAUCGCACAACAUGGUUCAAAGAUCGUGCUGGUAAAAUCAUUCCUCUUGACAACCGUACGAGAUGGAAUAGCUGGUUUACUAUGUUAAGCGUGGCUCUAGAGGAUAAAGUCAAGGCUGCGCUUCAACUUUACGUGGAGCAUUAUCAAGAUAAUAUCUCGAAAGAUGAUAUCCUUACAACAAGUGAAUGGGUACAACUUCGGUCAAUUCAUGAUUUCCUUCAAUCUUUUCAUGAAGCAACCCUGUAUCUUCAGGGGGAUCGCACAACGUUAGAACGGGCUCUGGAAUCAAUUGACAUUCUUCAGAGUAUAAUACAAACUACAUUGGAGACAGCUAAUAAAGCUAAAGACAAGUUUAUGGCUCCUCGACUCCAGCGUGCUCAGGAAAAGUGUGCAACCUACGUCCAGAGAUUAGACGAUUCUCCAUACUAUCUAGCAGCGCGCAUUCUCAAUCCACAAUGUCGGAUAGCUUUUUUAAAGGAUGGGAAUGGGAGGAUCAUCACCGAAGGAGAAAAGAAGCUCUAUAUCGUACGGAAGCUCUGGGAGAGAUUCCGCGACAAACUACCAUUUUCAGCUGCGCUAUACGAGUCUGAAAGUGUAGGCAAGCAUGCUCUCCAGCCAGAGGAAAAUCUCUCUGCUUUCCAUAAAGUUCGCCGAAUGCAGAUUUUGAAGCAAACUCGUCCACCGAGCCAGGACGAGUUUGAUAACUAUAUUAAUGAAAACCCAGUUAUGCUGGAUAAUGAUACAACAGCCAUUCAAUGGUGGAGUCAGCCUAUCCAGCAUGGAAGAUAUCCACGGCUCUCACAGCUUGCAAUCGAAGUUCUCUCGAUACCCAGUAAAUCGAAGUUCUCUCGAUACCCAGAAUGAGUGACAAGCCAGAGAGGGUUUUUUCAGGUACUCGUCGUCGUGUCCCAUGGGAUCGUACGAAGACUAGUGUACGACUGCUUGAAGCAUCAGAAUGCGCAAAGGACUGGGCCGCGCAAGGAAUUCUAGAUACUCUUCUAUAAUAUUUUGUGGCGUAACUAAUUAUAUAUUCAUAUUAUCAUGAAUCUCUUUUUAUCCAUUUUGUAUUUAUGAACUUGCUAAAAACAUAGCGGUAGUAAUAGAUUGUAAAGAGAGAU
This is a messenger RNA of Talaromyces stipitatus ATCC 10500, 2069 nucleotides long. RefSeq lists its product as uncharacterized. NCBI's taxonomy places the organism in Eukaryota, Fungi, Ascomycota, Eurotiomycetes, Eurotiales, Trichocomaceae. The transcript has 3 exons. The coding region runs from base 1 to 1815 and encodes 604 amino acids. The record is from RefSeq and is a predicted model, not a curated record. Gene Ontology annotation, molecular function: protein dimerization activity.